This is a messenger RNA of Anopheles gambiae (African malaria mosquito), 982 nucleotides long. RefSeq lists its product as uncharacterized. Bases 28 to 375 code for a protein of 115 amino acids. The transcript has 2 exons. The record is from RefSeq and is a predicted model, not a curated record. NCBI's taxonomy places the organism in Eukaryota, Metazoa, Arthropoda, Insecta, Diptera, Culicidae.
GACAUAUUUGACAAAAAAUACAGCGCAAUGAACCAGCCAUCCGGAUCCGGAUAUAAGUAUAUGGGUUGGAAGUAUUUCAACCAAAUGUCCUUCCUAAAAGAAGUACAGAAAUCUCGUCCAAGAAUAGGAAAUUUGCCAACAUGUGAAGGUAAUUAUUGGUUAGAAAUAGAUCGCGAAAAACAGCAGCUAUUGCGAGACAUUGAAAUGCGGAAAAGCGAAAAGAAUAAAUCUACUAACUAUUGUUUUCUGAAUAGUUUGAUAGAACCGCUAAAUUCACUUCCGCUUGUUGCGCAAUUGAAUAUAAAAGAGCAGUUCACUGCAAUUUUGCACGCGGCAUUGAGAGAAAAUGCACAAAACACUGAAAAUCUGAUGUAAAAUAAAGUUUUUUUCCUUACAAAAAAAAAAAACAAAUUUUUCAUUAAUUAGUAUCGUCAACACCCACCUCGAGAAAGGAAAGAACGCGUAGUCUCAAUUAAAGGCUGCUGCUGCUUAUAAAAAUUGCAGUGGCUUUGAUUAUAUAUUAGUGAUGAACGGGUCGACCCGAACCUACCGGGUCGGAGCCUUCCGUAAGUGACCCGGAGUCAUUCGGGUCGACUCGAAAGGUACAAGUAGGUUCAGUAGGUGCAACAACUCCGAUAGGUGCAAGAAAGCAUAAGUGACACCGACCCGUUGGUGCAACGAGUUCGGGUUGGGUCGGGCCAAGGUGGAUUCAUUCCGACCCGCGGGUGCAGCGAGUUCGAGUCGACCCGACUGAUGAGUAGGUGACAAGCGACUUCGACCCGUUGGUACAGCGAGUUCUGGUCGAGUAUUGAACCUACCUUGACCCAACCCGAAAUGCACCAACGUGUCGGAAUCGAGACUGCUUUCUUGCACCUACCGGAUUUCCGGAAUCGUUGCACCUACUGAACCUCCUUGAAUCUUACGGGUCGUUUCGAACGACUCCGAGUUGCUUCCGGAUGUCUCCAAUCCGGUUGGUGCGGGU